Leptopilina boulardi is the source of this 1305-nucleotide messenger RNA. RefSeq lists its product as uncharacterized. Gene Ontology annotation, biological process: synapse organization. The transcript is spliced from 4 exons. Gene Ontology annotation, cellular component: neuron projection membrane. The record is from RefSeq and is a predicted model, not a curated record. NCBI's taxonomy places the organism in Eukaryota, Metazoa, Arthropoda, Insecta, Hymenoptera, Figitidae. Bases 724 to 1233 code for a protein of 169 amino acids.
UUCCACGAACCACUCUCUCUCACCUCUUGACGACUCCCAUCGGCGUCCGCGCGAACCCUCGGAAAUUCUAAACCGUUCGCGCCUGUGCAUGGCAAGCACUGAAAACCGAGUGGCAAAAGAAAAGUUCGCGAAUCCGGCCUUAAGGGACUUUUAGGGCUGGUAGGCUCUCAACCCUUCGCUAACAAGGGUCGCUCGAGAAUAACAACAAUAAUCCCAAGUGUCUGUGUGUGAGUGCGUGCUGUGUAUAUUUUUUUUUAUUUUCAUUUCCUAAAAAUACGACGAAAAAUUAAAAAAAAAAAAAAAAAUUUUCAAUUAUUUUUUUCGAAAACUGUAUUGACAGCACGGUGACAAAGUAAAAAUACUCUCAACUCGGAUAAAGUGAGAUGAUAUAAGAAGAGAAUGAAAGUGAGCAAUUUUCAGUGACCACAUUAAAAAAAAAAAAAAAGUGGAGAAAAAAUAGUGUUUGAGUGAGUGCUAAAACUUGUUUUCACCUUUUUUUAUUCACUGUUUUUCAAUUUCUUUUUUUUUUAUUUUUUUGCAAAAAAAAAAAAAAAAACCGGUGCGCGUAAAAGUGUUGUGAGGAUAUCAUGUAUCCUCGAAAACAACCCUUUCAAAGGGGUUGAUGUUGUGACGAUAAUAUUCAAAAUAGGUCCAUCAAGUCCAGACGGCGGUCCCGCUUAUCGCUCCAACAUUGAAAGAAAGUGGACUUUCAAACUUGUGAGAAUGCGGGACCGGCUAACCUGGUACAUGGUCUUUUUGAUUCUACCUACAAUUUUGCUGGCUCGUUCUCUCGAUAGAGAUCGAAGAGCACCUUACAGUAUACCCUCAAAUUGGAGGGCACUUUGGUACAGUAAUUUCGACGAUCUACAAAGAAUCAAUGAAGUACAUGAUAACAACACCAUGUCUAAUGAAACAGUACAGAUGGGUGCUACCGCCUUUUUACACUGCGAAGUUCGCAAUUUAGCAGAGAGAACUGCCUCGGAUGCUGAGAUAUCUUGGAUUCGACGGCGUGACUGGCACGUACUGACGAGCUCUAUGUUCACCUAUACGAACGACGAGCGAUUUCAAGUAAUACAUUCGGAUGGUACCAAUGUCUGGACACUUCAAAUCAAAUACGUUCAAGAGAGGGACAAUGGGACUUACGAAUGCCAGGUAAGUUUGUACAAAUUGGAAAAAACUUCCAUUUCAAAAUAUCUUUCCUUCACACCUGAAUCACUUUUCUUUUUUCUCUGAUUUGUCGAAAAAAAUAGAUGUCAAAAAUCUAAUCCAAGUAUUGAACAUAAAAAAAAAGGAUAUAUCUAUUUU